Oxyura jamaicensis (ruddy duck) is the source of this 1691-nucleotide messenger RNA. Its product is annotated as hypoxanthine-guanine phosphoribosyltransferase-like. The record is from RefSeq and is a predicted model, not a curated record. The transcript has 8 exons. Lineage: Eukaryota; Metazoa; Chordata; Aves; Anseriformes; Anatidae. Gene Ontology annotation, molecular function: magnesium ion binding; hypoxanthine phosphoribosyltransferase activity. Bases 230 to 883 code for a protein of 217 amino acids. Gene Ontology annotation, biological process: GMP salvage; guanine salvage; hypoxanthine metabolic process.
CCACAAUCUUUACUCUGGUUGCAAGAGGACUAAUGCCUAUUUUAUUUUGGGUUAAUCUAAUUAAGUAAGAACCUGGGAUUGUGAUGUCAGUGUAUUAAUAGAAGGAAGUAAUGCUUCCUGUAGUAAGGACAGCAAUUCUGACCUUUUAGAAGCAGGUCAAAAAUAAAGUAAGGCAAGCUGCAAUAAUAACACCAACGCAUUCUCUGAUAAUAUAGCUUUAAGUAAGAUUAUGGCUUUUGGAUUGCAGAUAAAAGAUGAAGAGAGUGGCUACAAUAAAAACCUAUUCUGUAUUCCUAAGCAUUAUGAAGAAGACUUAGAAAGAGUUUUCAUUCCUCAUGGACUCAUCCUGGACAGGACAGAACGAUUGGCUAGAGAUAUGCAAGAUAUGGGAAACCACCACAUUGUCGUACUCUGUGUCCUUAAAGGAGGCUAUAAAUUCUUUGCUGAUUUGUUGGACCAUAUAAAAGCACUAAAUCAAAAUGGUGAUAAAUCUGUCCCCAUUACUGUGGAUUUUGUGAGAAUAAAAAGCUACUGUAAGGAUACACCUACAGAAGAAAUCAGUAUUGUUGGAGAAGAACUGUCUACACUAAAUGGGAAGAAUGUCCUAGUAGUAGAGGAUAUUAUUAAGACUGGUAGAACAAUGAAGGCUCUACUUUCAAAACUAAAAGACAAUGAACCAAAGAUGGUAAAAGUCGUAAGCUUGCUCAUCAAAAGGACAUACCUAAGUCCAGGCUAUAGACCAGACUACAUAGGCUUUGAAAUUCCAGAUAAGUUUGUGGUUGGAUAUGCUCUUGACUAUAACGAAUACUUCAGAGAUCUAAAUGUAAGUACACAGAAGUGUGCUUUGACUGUUAUGUACAUGAGUGUUCGCACAGAUAACUAGCAGAAAAUAUUAGUUUCUACUAGGAGAUUCUGGUCAAUUAAUAAAACUUCAAAUCUGACUAGAUGCCUCUGUUAAAAGGGUAACAACAUUAUUAAUAUGCCAAGAUGACAGUUUAAUAUAAAUACAUAACUUGUUCAUGCCUUACCUUUUUAUGAAUUUAUUCUACAAGUCUUGUGGCCCAGCCUUCCGGUACAGUAUACUGAAUCCUCCAAGAUGGUUGUCAGCAUAUAAUCUGCUGGCCGCAUCUGAAAAGAAAGUAACUUGUAAUUUGGUUUUGAUUUCAUGUUUGUCUUAGAAAAGAGCAGCAUAAGAUUUCACUAGUAAUUUUUUUUUUUUAAUGGUAGUAGACUGGACUGUGUGUGAAGGUGUUUCCCACACUGUAAAGUAUGUGCCUCAAGACCUUUUUCCUUUGUUCCGUUAUAGUCUCCCUGUGCUGCACUGAGUAGUAAACAGACCCUGAUAGAAAGAGUUGAUCCUUUUUUUUACCCUUCCUACUGUUCAAAAGCAUCUUCACAAAUAUGGCUAAGUGGAAAAGUGUCUCACUUUAUGGAAAAAAAAAACAGUUCUGUAGAAAAUACAUAACAAAUCUCCAUUACUCCAAAGCAGUGUGGAGAAGGGCGUGAUAAAUGAACAAAACUGUCCUCUUCCAGAAUACACAAUUUCUCUGUAAAUCAGAUGAACUUUGAAGUAAUAUUAACAUUUCAGUUUUACAGCAAGUAGUAAAGUUGCAACCAAACUCACAAACCUUAAUGUCCUAGUUCCAAUAUGAGAACAUAACCAGGAAUAAAACUGAAAAUAAUUGUUUAUU